AAAAAAGUGUGUCUCACAAAAGGUUGCUCAAGCUAUUGACGCAGAGCUCAUGUCAAGUUCAGGAGGUUUCUCGAUUGACCAACUGAUGGAAUUAGCUGGUUUAAGUGUGGCUCAAGCAGUACAAAAAUCAUUUGAUAAUCAAAAAAGCCCUCAUGUUCUCGUCUGUGUUGGCCCAGGAAACAAUGGAGGUGAUGGUCUAGUGGCUGCAAGACAUUUGUGCCAUUUCGGUUUUAAGCCCAGCCUCUAUUAUCCCAAGCAACCUGAAAAAGAUCUCUAUCAGCGUCUCUUAGUUCAAUGUAAAAAUCUACAAGUACCUGUCUAUAAAGAAACAUCAGACGACUUGAUUCAAAAGUCAGAUAUCAUUCUAGACGCCUUAUUUGGCUUUAGCUUCAAAGGUGAAGUUCGUGAUCCUUAUAAAGAAAUUAUCCAAAUCUUUGAAAAGAUAUCAAAGCCUAUUGUAUCUGUUGAUAUUCCCUCUGGUUGGGAUGUGGAAGAGGGUCCUACUGAAUUCGUCAAAUUUCAACCCGAAAUCAUGAUUUCCUUGACAGCACCCAAGCCUUGCAUAAAACACUUUAAGGGCAAGACUCACUUUUUGGGAGGCCGAUUUGUUCCUCCUGCAUUAGCUAAAAAAUUUGAUUUUGAAGUACCUAGCUACCCAGGCGUGGAUCAAGUAGUUGAAUUGUAAAUGACUGAAACGAAUAAAAUUUUUUAUUCAGUGGAAUAAAUAUGA
This is a messenger RNA of Gilbertella persicaria, 730 nucleotides long. Its product is annotated as YjeF N-terminal domain-containing protein. NCBI's taxonomy places the organism in Eukaryota, Fungi, Mucoromycota, Mucoromycetes, Mucorales, Choanephoraceae. Gene Ontology annotation, molecular function: NAD(P)HX epimerase activity. Bases 50 to 685 code for a protein of 211 amino acids. Gene Ontology annotation, cellular component: mitochondrion. The record is from RefSeq and is a predicted model, not a curated record. The transcript is spliced from 3 exons.